This is a messenger RNA of Knipowitschia caucasica, 1569 nucleotides long. Lineage: Eukaryota; Metazoa; Chordata; Actinopteri; Gobiiformes; Gobiidae. The record is from the annotation of a GenBank genome assembly.
AUGGCACCUCCUUACAUGACUCCUCCUCACAUUGCACCUCCUUACAUGGCACCUCCUUACAUGACUCCUCCUCACAUUGCACCUCCUUACAUGGCACCUCCUUACAUGACUCCUCCUCACAUAGCACCUCCUUACAUGACUCCUCCUCACAUAGCACUUCCUUACAUGACUCCUCCAAAUAUAGCACUUCCUUACAUGACUCCUCCUUACAUGACUCCUCCUCACAUGGCACCUCCUUACAUGACUCCUCCUUGCAUGACUCCUUACAUGACUCCUCCUCACAUAGCACAUCCUUACAUGGCACCUCCUUACAUGGCACCUCCUUACAUGACUCCUCCUUACAUGGCACUUCCUUACAUGGCACCUCCUUACAAGACUCCUUACAUGACUCCUCCUUACAUGGCACCUCCUUACAUGGCACCUCCUUACAAGACUCCUUACAUGGCACCUCCUUACAUGACUCCUCCUCACAUGGCACUUCCUUACAUGACUCCUCCUUACAUGACUCCUCCUCACAUGGCACUUCCUUACAUGGCACCUCCUUACAAGACUCCUUACAUGGCACCUCCUUACAUGACUCCUCCUUACAUGACUCCUCCUCACAUGGCACCUCCUUACAUGACUCCUCCUCACAUGGCACCUCCUUACAUGACUCCUCCUCACAUAGCACCUCCUUACAUGGCACCUCCUUACAUGACUCCUCCUCACAUAGCACUUCCUUACAUGACUCCUCCUCACUGUGCACCUCCUUACAUGGCACCUCCUUACAUGACUCCUCCUCACAUAGCACCUCCUUACAUGACUCCUCCAAAUAUAGCACCUCCUUACAUGACUCCUCCUCACAUAGCACCUCCUUACAUGACUCCUCCUUACAUGGCACCUCCUUACAUGACUCCUCCUUGCAUGACUCCUUACAUGACUCCUCCUCACAUGACUCCUCCUUACAUGACUCCUCCUUACAUGACUCCUCCUUACAUGACUCCUCCUCACAUGGCACUUCCUUACAUGGCACCUCUUUACAAGACUCCUUACAUGGCACCUCCUUACAUGACUCCUCCUCACAUGGCACUUCCUUACAUGACUCCUCCUUACAUGACUCCUCCUCACAUGGCACUUCCUUACAUGGCACCUCCUUACAAGACUCCUUACAUGGCACCUCCUUACAUGACUCCUCCUUACAUGACUCCUCCUCACAUGGCACCUCCUUACAAGACUCCUUACAUGGCACCUCCUUACAAGACUCCUUACAUGGCACCUCCUUACAAGACUCCUUACAUGGCACCUCCUUACAAGACUCCUUACAUGGCACCUCCUUACAUGACUCCUCCUUACAUGACUCCUCCUCACAUGGCACCUCCUUACAUGACUCUUUGCGUGACUCCUCCUUACAUGACUCCUCCCCACAUGGCACCUCCUUACAUGACUCCUCCUUACAUGACGCCUUACAUGACUCCUCCUCACAUAGCACCUCCUUACAUUGCUCCUCCUUACAUGACUCCUCCUUACAUGACUCCUCCUUACAUGGCACCUCCUUACAUGACUCCUCUUACAUGGCACCUCCUCACAUGA